AAUUUUAUUUUAAUCAGGCGCUCAUCCACCUCCUAAAGAGACCCAGCCCAGCUCAGGCCGACAGGAAGACAACAACACAGAUCUUGCGAUGUAAAGUUGGCGUUGUUUGAAUAUAAUUUUUGAGUAAAAGGAUCAGUAAAAUGCCAAUAUUUGACAGCUUGGGGAGUGGAGGAGAGAAGACUGCGAUUGUCAUUGAUUUAGGAGCAGCAUUCACAAAAUGCGGCUUUGCAGGGGAAACGGGGCCCAGGUUCAUCAUUCCGAGCGAGAUCAGGAAACCGGGGCAGCAACAGGCCACCAAAGUGGUUCAGUACAACAUCAACACAGAAGAGCUUUAUGUCAUCCUCAAAGAGUUUAUCCAUGUAUUGUACUUCAGGCACCUGCUGGUGAACCCCCGCGACCGAAGAGUGGUGAUCAUCGAGUCCAUCCUUUGCCCGUCCCACUUCAGGGAGACCCUCACCAAGGUUUUCUUCAGACAGUUUGAGGUCCCCUCUGUGUUKUUUGCCCCGAGUCACCUGAUGGCCGUUAUGACUUUGGGCCUAAACUCUGCUCUGGUGAUGGACUGCGGAUACACAGAGACACUCGUGCUGCCGGUUUAUGAGUGUAUUCCUAUUCUACCAGCCUGGGAGGCGUUACCACUGGGGGGGAAAGCUAUCCAUAAAGAAUUGGAUGCGUUUCUGGUGGAGCAGUGCACCGUGGACACAGACACCACCACUGGGCAGAGCGUACCAGCUGUCAUUGGAACUAUCCCAGAAGAAACUGUAGAGGACAUAAAGGUCAGAACAUGUUUUGUCAGUGACCUGCAGAGAGGACUGAAGAUCCAGGAGGCUAAGUUUAACCUAGACAACACAGCAGAGCGUCCUGCUCCUCCUCCAGAUGUAGCUUAUCCUCUAGACGGGGAGAAAAUCCUUCACAUUAAAGGCUCAAUCAGGGACUCUGUGAUGGAGAUCCUGUUUGAACAGGACAACGAGGAGAAAAGCGUGGCCACUCUGAUACUCGAUACUCUAGUCAAGUGUCCCAUCGACACCCGUAAAGUUCUCUCCGAGAACUUGGUGGUGAUCGGCGGCACGGCCAUGCUGCCGGGCUUCCUGCACCGCCUGCUGGUAGAGAUCCGCCUCCUGGUGGAGAAACCCAAGUACAGCGAGGUGCUGGCCAGCAAGAGCUUCCGCAUCCACGCUCCACCUGCCAAGCCCAACUGCACGGCGUGGCUCGGAGGAGCCAUCUUCGGGGCCCUUCAGGACAUCCUGGGCAGCCGGUCGGUGUCACGGGAUUACUACAACCAGAUGGGCCGCAUCCCAGACUGGUGCUGCCUGAGCUCCCCUCCUCCUGAGUGUUUGUACAACGCAGGAAAGACCCCUCCUCCGCUGAUGAAAAGGGCUUUCUCUACUGAAAAGUAGAAUAUUUAGUAUUUCAAUGCACCUUCCAGAAAGAACAAUCCAGUGAUCUUUAACGUAACAUCCCAACACUUGUAUAACUUUACCACACAUAGUGUUAGAUGUUUUUUAUUAUUUAUAUGUGAAUUAGGUAACAGUUUAAAUGAUUGUUUGACUCUCAGAUUGUCAGAUUUGCCUGUUUGUAUAAAGCUCAUCUCCACUAAACGAGAUCUGUUCUCAAAAAUUCAAAGCUCAGAAAUGAAUUGCUGCUCAUCUGCUUUGGUUAUUCUUCCAUUUCACCCAACACUACCACACCUCUGCAGUUUAAAAGAGUAGAAUGUGCAUUUUAGCAAUGUCCCUGUGAAUCUGCAGAUUAAAAAAAAACUAAAAGAGCAUCUAUAAUAAAGAAAACAUCAGGCGUUUUGUUUAAAUGGCUGCAGUUGUACAAUAUUGAAAUGUUAAAAUCAGAUGUGUCUGCUUGCACGUAACAUUUACGUGCUCCUCACCCGCUUGCUCUCUUUCUUUGGUAUUUCUUCAAUGGAGAGACUGUAAAAUCUGCACAGCUCAGCAGAAAUUAACGAAACUUAUCACGCAUUUUAUGACCUAACCAGCGUUGCUAAACUCUGAGGCAAUCCCUCUGUGAUUUAUUAUUACCAUGGAGAUUUUUGAAAUGAGGAAAAACAAGUUGUCUCUUAUUGCGUGUGUUUAGUUGUAGGAUGUUGUGAUUUUUAUCCCAAUAAAAUGAGAGAAACUGAAUGUGGGAUUGUUUUAUACCCAUAUAUCACAACAGGUCCUUAUGAUGAAGAACAGCACAAACAGAUUUUAGUUWAAAUUCGAUGUUUGUUUUUCACUUUUACAGCUGUGUGAAGCAGAUCAUAGAGGAGUAAUCACCUGUAGCUGAUACUGGCUCAGAUAACUUUAAACAUACAGAUUAUAUUGGACAUGUUACUCUGUAAACUCUCAUUGCUACAAAUAAAUAUUCAGUAAAUGUGG
Austrofundulus limnaeus is the source of this 2363-nucleotide messenger RNA. It is a transcript of the gene actr10, whose product is annotated as actin related protein 10. The record is from RefSeq and is a predicted model, not a curated record. The coding region runs from base 141 to 1394 and encodes 417 amino acids. Lineage: Eukaryota; Metazoa; Chordata; Actinopteri; Cyprinodontiformes; Rivulidae. The transcript has 13 exons.